AUGGUGACGUUCUGUACCAACAAUGCACGUACACUUGCAUCCGAGUUUUCGAUAGAAGACUUGUUCAUGCAAGCAAGAAGGAUAAGGAACGACGUCAUCGGCCUGAUCGAGACGAGAAGACGCCAGUCUUUCAACGUCGUCCAUGACACCGGAGAAGAACUGUUCCUCGGACCAUGCGACAAUAGAGGAGUUGGCGGCGUCGGGCUUUUCGUCAACAGGAGUUUGUCCAUGAAUAUCGAUUCAUUCGAACAGCUUACAACCGGAAUCGGACGUUUACGAUUAAAAAAACGUGGAUUAAUACCGGCUUGGCUUUGGCAAUCUUCGUCGUUUACGCGCCAACAUCAAACUCUGACGAAGAAGAAGUCGAAGCGGUCUAUAUGGAUUUGGAGAAGUUCUACAGAGAAGACCACACAUUCUUUAAGGUCAUCAUUGGAGAUUUCAACGCCAAGACUGGACCAAGAAGAGCGUCUGAAGAACGUCACAUUGGAACCCACGAAUUAA
Molecule: messenger RNA, 501 nt
Organism: Angiostrongylus costaricensis
Lineage: Eukaryota; Metazoa; Nematoda; Chromadorea; Rhabditida; Metastrongylidae
Source: the annotation of a GenBank genome assembly